AUAACUUACUUUGUGACCAGCCUAUCAGAUAGGCAGGCAGUCCACAUAAAGUGGAGUAAACUGCCCUAUUUUUAUGUUACUCGUCAUAUUUCUGUGUUUUUUUUAUAUUUUAUUUUAUAGAAAUACAUUCAACAUUUAGGAAAUUCUCUUCAAGUUUUCAUGAUUGUUUUACUUCCAGGCUUCAAAGAGAAAAAAAAAGAGGAAAGAAUUAAACACUUCUCGCUUGGCAGAAGAAGGGAAAUGCACAUUAAUAUACAAAGAUGAAUUUGCACAGAAUAACAAGCCUUGAAGUCCUGCCGGAGAUCUUAGUAUCUAAAUCCUGUCAAUUACUGCUAAUAACUGUAUUGAUAAACCCUCCAAUGUAGUACCUCAGUGCAGAUCUUACAGCAUCGCCUAAGAGGGUGUGCCAUCUGUAACAGAAUAUUCAUUAUUCUGAAGGACUGAAACACUACCGUGGCUAUGGAUGAGUCCUCGGAUCAGCCUCGCUGGCUACAUACAAUCCUAACUGGUCAGGAACCACUUUCACAUUUUUCAGAGCACUCCCUUUUGCAGCCAAGUGAGGAGUCGGAUAUUUACUAUCCCAGUCAAGAUGGAGAUACAAGCUCAUUAGCAUCUUUUUACACAAGCAGCAUGCACAGUCGAGCAGCAGGUGCCUACAGACAUUCCCCAGUCCGACAGGUAUAUCCAUUAAUCAACAAUCUACAGUGGAGAGAAAACAGUCAUAGCUUGACACAUUCCUAUGCCACCAGCUGGUCUGUUGGUUCCUGCAACAAAGGUCCUAUCCCUUCUGGGAACCAUGGAGUUCUUCCGCUCUACCCGUCCACAUCAUCAGCUCCUCAGCUGGCCUCUUCUUCACACUCUACAGCUCAUCUCUUUGGACUGCCACCAACGCCACCAAAAGAGUGUCUCACAGAUUCACCAACCACUGGUAGCCAAACUGAGAAGGACAGUGCUAAGUUUACAGAUACACUGAAGACUGAGAGGACAAGUCCCUUAAACCAAAAUUACUUGACUCUUGGUUCCAUGACACCAAGCAGUCUGGCCACAGCCUUGUACACUGGAACUGCUGAAGAAUACGGUGCAGCUAUGUUUCAGCCUUCUGGGGGCCUGCUGUCUGGAAGACUUUCUCCCAAAUUUAGGAACAGCUUGCAGCUCUCUCCCUGUGAGGCCCGUGAAUGUGUAAACUGUGGUGCUACAGCCACACCCCUAUGGAGGAGAGAUGGUACAGGCCAUUACUUAUGUAAUGCUUGUGGACUGUACCACAAGAUGAAUGGACAAAAUCGCCCCCUGAUCAGACCAAAGAAACGCCUGAUUGUGAGUAAAAGAGCAGGUACCCAGUGCACUAACUGUCAUACCACUACAACCACGCUAUGGAGAAGGAAUGCCAGUGGCGAGCCCGUUUGUAAUGCCUGCGGCCUAUACUACAAAUUGCACAAUGUAAACCGUCCUCUGACCAUGAAGAAGGAAGGUAUUCAGACUAGGAACAGGAAGGUGUCUAGCAAAUCCAAGAAGAACAAAAGGGCAUCUGAUAGCUAUGCCAUGUUGGGCAAGGUAUUGUCCAUUGAGGAUGCAUCUAGCUACCAGCUGAGUCCAAUGAUGCUUCCCAGUCAUGUGGCCCCUGUAAGUCACAUGACCCCUGUCAGUCACAUGAUGCCUUUUACUCACUCUCCACAUCUUUUGGCAGCUCCCACCCCAUUACAUCCACAACCCACCCUAACUUACAGCCACCACACUCCUUCAGGUAUCAUCUCAGCUUUGGGCUAGUAUACUAUAGUUUUAUAUUUCUGGAAACUCAGGACUACAAUACUAUGGACAGAGAACAUACUUAAGGCAUCCUGGACUGAUGUUACAUGGCAGAAUUGCACUGGAGGACUUGAUUCUUUUAAAACUCUCUCUAUGACUUUGUAUUCGAAGUGUUAGAAAUAACAUGCAUGAUGACAUCUGACACCCCAUUUUUGAAAGGUGCAUUUCUUAUACAUUGUUUCAUAAAAUAUGUCAUUUUUUAUUUAUUUUGUAUGCAUCUUUAUCAGUCACUCAUAAAGGAAUAUCCCCAACCCUUUAUGACUUUUACUUCUCUAAGUGAGAUCAUGAGGCAAACUGUCAGUGAUGGCAAGAAUAUUCAGCAGUAGCAGAUUCUGGAAUAGUCUACAGAACUACACACAAUCAGAUUAAAUAUGCACACUGUUUCAUUGCCAGUGCUUCAUUUGCUAUUUUCCUGAAGUAGAUUUAUAUACGCUGAAGUACACAAAUUAAUAUAAAACAUUAUGCUAGUAGUUUAAUAAUGCUAAUACUCUGUUAUGACUCAUAAAUUCUUUUUUUAUAAUUUAUGUUGUGAACUAUCCAACCAAUAGUAACUUGCAUAUGAUCACAAAUAUGUAAAUAGUAAGCUAUCAGUCCUUUGAUAUUCUACUUACAUGGUGAUUAAUACGAUACUCCAGUGCUGAAAUAGAAGCAGCUGUGAUUAUAAAAAUAUCCAGACAAAAAUGUGUAGCUGUACCUUAUGUGCUUAAUUUUAAUAUUAAAAUAUAAAUUUUUCUUUAA
Messenger RNA from Protopterus annectens (West African lungfish), 2541 nucleotides. Its product is annotated as GATA-binding factor 1-B-like. Gene Ontology annotation, molecular function: DNA-binding transcription factor activity, RNA polymerase II-specific; zinc ion binding; RNA polymerase II cis-regulatory region sequence-specific DNA binding. The coding region runs from base 460 to 1764 and encodes 434 amino acids. The transcript is spliced from 7 exons. The record is from RefSeq and is a predicted model, not a curated record. Gene Ontology annotation, cellular component: nucleus. NCBI's taxonomy places the organism in Eukaryota, Metazoa, Chordata, Ceratodontiformes, Protopteridae. Gene Ontology annotation, biological process: negative regulation of transcription by RNA polymerase II; cell fate commitment; positive regulation of transcription by RNA polymerase II.